Molecule: messenger RNA, 533 nt
Organism: Uranotaenia lowii
Lineage: Eukaryota; Metazoa; Arthropoda; Insecta; Diptera; Culicidae
Exons: 3
Coding region: 109-471 (120 amino acids)
Source: RefSeq, a predicted model, not a curated record
CAAUGGUAAACUUUACCUUUUUUUACACAUUCUCAAUUGAUCGUGUAGAGAUUUGUUUUUGGAUGCGCGCCAUUUUUGAAGUAAAAUUUUGCGAGCAAGUUUUUUUUUAUGGCGAGCAGUUAUAACAAAAUAUCUUGGAUGAUGCUGUUUCACGGUUCCGGUUACAGGCAGGCUCUUGAAAAGACUUCCGGUAGACGGCACUUCCCUCGGAUAUGGCACAGAAAAACGAGCCUUCGGAAAUGUACUAUGUCCUUAAGUCUACAUGGAGGACGAUCUCGCGAAGGAUCCUGUUCUACUGGCGAGUGUCUGUCACUGCUGUACGUACCCAGGCAACCUGAAAAGUGGCUGCCCGAUCCACCAAGACAGAAACCAAUUUGGAUCCUGAACCAUUUGCAGCAGGUCGGAGCUGUGCUGAAUAAAGAACGGGAUCGAAGUGCAAGCAUUAAUAAAAUGGUUAAAAAUGAAAAGUGAGAAAAAUUUGUUAAACGAAAAAAAAGUUGUGAAAAUUUUUAUAACAUCAAUAUUAUGUAUUA